AUGCUGGUUACCUAUUUGGAAGCCAGCCGGGACCUUUGCGAGACGGACUCAAUUCUUUUUGGCGCCGCGCUGGCAGUCUGCCGUAUCAUAGGCGCCAAGGUUUCCACGGCUGGACGCGCUACUGGCCAUAAUAGCGCUAUCCCAGCAUGGAGAAGAAGAAUUGAGGAACGUAUCGCAAAGGCUAGAGCUCUCAUCGGCAGACUGAUAUGCUUCAGAUCAGGCAACAACAGGCCAAGAAUUGUGCGCACCGUCAGGAUGGCGUUUGCUGGGACAAAUGUCAGUUUGUCCCAGCCGGAUAUAACGCAAAAACUGACGGAGCGCAUAGAUGAUCUGAAGCAGAGAAUCGCUGCUUGGGGAAAGCGGAUUCGGCGAUAUACCGAGAGGUCGACACGGUUCAACCAGAAUAGUCUCUUCCAGAGUGAUCAGAAGAGGCUCUAUGAAUCAUUGGAGCGACCAAUGGUAAGUGGAACGGGUCCAGCACCGAAUCAGGCCGACACUGUAGCAUUCUGGCGCGGCCUGUGGUCAGAGCCCGUAAACCACAGCGAGGGCCCUUGGACGGAAGUUGUGGCGAGUCAGUGUGCGGGUAUUACGCCCAUGGACCCCGUCAUCAUAACGCCGGAUGACGUAGCUGAGGCGGAGUCUACUCAUGUAAAGACUGCUGCAUUAUCGAAAUCGUUGAACACUAGCAUAAAAGCCCAUUUCUUGUAUCCUAAAUUAGUGAUUUUAGAAGAGACAAGGAAAGUGAUAAUUGUGGAUAUUGAGAACAAAAGUAACGAAGAGGAAAUUAUUUCAUUCGAUUUGGAAUAUGAUUUUGUUGAUGAUAUUCUACAGGACCAUAUUCUUUGGCUUACUCUGAAAUCCUAUGAGCUUGUAGCUAUCAACGUUCAUAUGUGCAAAUUAAUCAAAAUCAAGUGUAAUAAUUAUGCUUACUACAGAAUUAAACAGUUUGGAAAAGUGGAAAAUAAUAUAUUACUAAUGAGCGAAAGUGGGGAAUGUCUGGCUAUCCCUUUUACAGCUGUAGAAUUAGACAGUAAAAUAAAGGAGGGUGAAAAAGAGAUUACAAUUUCGCUUGAAAAGCUGAACAUUAGCCGAUCUGUUGUAAUAUCUCAGCAUACAAAAAUUGAUUUGAAUGGUUUUAAUGCAUAUAUUGAAACGGGUAAAAUCAUUUUAGAAUGUAGUAUUACAGGCUUAUCAGAGAUGUUAUCUGCAAGUGUUGAGUUAGAGUAUGUUGUUCCAUGGGGUCAGUCAGUCAUAUUGGGCAAUAAAUCUAAAAUGUGGGUAAUAGAUCUUAGAAAUUUCAAUACAAUAUUUGAAUUUCAAAAAGUUGAGUCUAAUUAUUACCCCUUAAAAGCUGUCAAUAAAACAUUCUAUUACUUAUUAUGGGACAAAGAAAAGGUGCAAGUUUAUGGUGCUUCAUCCCUACCUGCUCAUCAUGAACUAACUGAAAUCUCCAACAACAGUGUGUCAAACAAAUCAUCACAAGAUAAUCUUAAGGUCCAGUUAAAUUUGUUAAUUGAGACUGCUCUAUCCCAUGUCGAACCUACUCAGUAUUCUGAAUUAAAAUUGCCAAUAGAACCUAAUGAUAUUGUAAGCAUUUUAAAUGCUAUACCAUAUAAUAUUAAAAUAGGGACACUUAUUAUUUGGUUACACAAUUUUAUUCCAUCUAUUUUGGAAGAAAAUCCAUUUUAUGUUGACCUCUUUGUCAAAUGGACAACUGAAAGAGUUUUUGAUUUAGAACGAUCACCAUACUGGCCUAAAAUAGGCUUAAAGUUUAUUCAGGAAGUCAUCUCUGUGCUAGAAAAUUCCAUCAAAACUAUUGCAAUAAGGCCAACGUCUUUAGAUGACCUAGAUGUUUUGAAGGAUCAUGUUAAUUACAUCAUGGAGUUAAAAGAGAAGUAUAGAAUCAAUAUGUUACUUAGUGAGUUAAGUUCCCAGAAUCCAACUGAAGUAGCUCUAAUAAUGUUACGCCGUUGCUACACAGAGGAUUUGGAAGAUUUUCUCCAAAACAACUUGCCAAGUUAUGCAUCCCGUCAUUUAUUCGAAUUAGACGACAUGUUACAAUCAUUUAUAGAAAGUGAAGCAGCAAUGAGUGGAGGUAGUGUUGAUGGUAUUCGUUUGCAAAUGUUAUUAAAUGCUUUUCGUUCAACUAGUAAUAGACUUGGAUGUCUCCUUCAAGUGUUAAAAGUGUUGGAUGUGCCAUGGAAUAAUACUAUAGUGGACCUGGCUGUUACUGCUGCUGCUUCUGCAAAAAAAGAUUUUACAGUUACUGAUGCAGAUGGACAGUUGGCACAAGAAAUUCAUAAAGAGUUAAACUACGCAAAACUUAAGGUUGUAUUAAAAAAAUAUAACUUUCCUUUAACAUGUACUGAUUACAAUUUAGUGCUUCAUAAAAUAAUUGAUUCUCCACUUAUUGAUCUUACUGAUUUAGGAGUUAUCACAAGUGUUUUACCAACAUAUGCAAAUCUUAGCAGCAUUUUAUAUAUUCAUAAAUGUCUACAGAACUGUGAAACAAAGCAAGCUUUAAACUAUUUCAAGCAAUUGAAAAAUAAGGAAAAAAGGAAAUUACUUAAGACUAUAAUUAACAAAUUUGAACUCAUCAUUAAUGGAGCAAAGUCCAAUGUUAAACUUGAAAGAAAUUAUCUUGACUUCUUAAAAGGUACUCAGUCUGUAGAUGAUAUGCAAAUGACAACUUUAGAGAAUUUAUAUCACCUUAAAAAUUCAUACGAUAUUACGAUAAGCAUGAAUGAAAUAUAUAAAGAAAAUUGUUGUGAAAACAAAUUGAAUACAUGGAUUCAAAGUGAUGGUGCUCUAGCAAGCUCAGGACGUGGUAGGUGUAUAACUCAUUUGGUAAAUAAACAUCUGUCGAGGAAUUCUGCUUUGUUAGUUCAGUUACGUCAAACUUCAACGAGCCAAGAAGUCCGCGAAUUCGUUGAAUGUAUGUUAUUAUCUGAUCCUUGUGAUUCUAAUAUGACAUCAAUUUUGUCAUCAUUUAAAGAUGGAAAUAAUUCUAAACUCUUGAUAGAAUCUAAUAAUAUACUAUCAGAAUUAGUUUCAAAGUGUAAUGAAGAAUAUUUACACUACUUAAUUAAAAGACUAUCUAUUUUGAAUUCUUUAAUAAACACAAAUAUUGUUUUAAAGAAUUUAUCAGUGGCAUGGAAAUUUCAUUAUAUAUUUUUACCCAUUUCCUCUGUCAAUGCCUUAAAUGAUUUAAUUGGCUUCUAUUGUAAAUUACCCACAAAUGAAAACAAUUUGGAAUGUGAAAUUUCGAAUAUUUGUAAUAGAAGUGAUUUUAUUCCAUUUAGAUUGAUUUCAUACUAUAUGGCUGUAGUGUUUGAAAUGGAAAAGAGUUCCUGUGAACAUUUACUAAAAUUGAGAGAUAUAUUAGCAAGAAAAAUGCUUACUAAGAUAGUUGCUUCACAGAAUCUAGAUAAUGCUCUAGUAACAAUUUUACUAAUAAUUUUAACCAAUUUCGAAGUAACGGAAGACAAAAUGUGGGUUUUAGAAACACUACGUGGUCAGUCUGACUCUUUUGCGCCUUCAGUUAUAUAUUAUUUAUCAGCUUCAGUGACACGUCUCAUAUUUGGACUAGACGGUAUUUUACCAGGAAACAUAAUAACUUAUCCUCCUCAAUAUAUUUUGAAGUCUAAAUUCAAUAUUGAUUUGUCAGAAGUUGCUUUACCAGAUAGUACUGAAGUGACAUGGGAUGCGAAAGUUGUGCUUUUCCAUGUCUUGAGGCAGUAUUCUAACAUCGAGUUAGAUCGUCUCUUUGAUUUAUGCCGAACUUUGAACGUAUCUUCCGAUGAUGGCUUAUCUUUGUUACUUAUAUCACUCUUAACUAAUUGGGAUAUAAAGUAUAAAUUAGUAGAUGAUGAUCUUGGUUGUCCUGAACUGAAAUUGCUGAAUGAUGAAAAGGAAAUUAUUUCUAAAUGCUUUAUAAUCUGGGAAAGUAUUCAAAAUAGGGAUUUUCUUCGGGAUGUAUUAAAUGACUUCUGGAAAAACGGCGAAGUGAUAUUGCACGGUUGUGUGGUCUCAAUUAAUCCAUACUAUUAUGAAUUAUAUUUUUGUAUAUAUCAUCUCAUAUUUAAAGCAACUACAGACUCUCGCAAUAUUAAGCAAUAUUACCUUUUAAAUUUUUUAAAAGAAUACAAGAGAAAAAGUACGCCCAAACAAUACGAGUUUGAAUUAUUCUCAGUAAAGGGCAUGUUUCCGGAAAUUGGGUAUUAUCGUCUACCUUUUCACCUUUUCAUGCGCGAUGAUAUGUGGACUCAUUUAAAAUCUGAGAUAACUUUAGAAACUUAUGAACGUUGGCUGCCUAUUGCUGGUAUAUUAUCACUUGAUAAUGACUUACAAACUGCCAGAGAUAUGAUUUGUAGCAAUGCUGUGAAGCAAACGAUGACUUCAAGAACGCGUAAUGAAGGCCCUGAAGUAAAUUCGAAGGAAAACGAACCAUGGCUAUUGACUUCUCGAGAAGAGCCUUUACUUCGUACAGCUCAUAGAUGUGUACGUCAUAUCGCAAAUAUGGAAUGGGCGGGUGCAUGUCUUUUCUAUGUCUUACAAGGGUGUGCUCGAGGAGCUGAUCAAGUAGCCGCAGCUCAUUUGUGCUUCCAGUUUUCUCAACGUUGGGCUGCACUUCAGCCAGGCAACCGCGCUGUUCGACAGAUGGAACGUUUACAUUCAACGCUUUCUACGCGUCAUGCUUUGCAUAAAAUAGAUUGGGCUUGUGAAGAAUUUAUUCGGCUGUCUACUGAACCAGCACAGCUUAUACACGCCAUGUAUCUUCAUCCUAAUUUUGUAGAUAAGAUAGCUCGUCAUGAUGUCAAUCGGGCAGCAAAUGAAAUAGCAGACAAAAAUGGUAUCAAUAUAAGUUCCAUUAGAAUCCAAAUUUUAGAAAACAUUCUUGAAAAAAGUCAAAAAGAAAGAAGAAGUUUUCCAGGUCUUAAUACAAAAGAGUUGAUUACCGCAAAAUAUAUCCUAAAAGCUACUUGCCCGAAGAUGGGAGCUAUUUAUUUAUCGCGAAUUGCUUUUGACGAUGAAAGUGACUUUAACAAAUGCAAAAAACUUAGAGCCUUUCAGUGUUUGAUGAGCAUUGUAGAUCCUGACACUGCGGUCAAAGUUACCAACCGUGUACGUGAUUCGCUUUGGUCGUCACUUUUGGAGUUGUUAUAUAUAGUCAAUCUUGAAUCGAUUGAUAUGCCCUGGAUAGUUGCCACGUUCUUACAAGAUAAGAUUCUUGCUAUCCACCAGUUACUCCAAGUUGCUAGUGGAAAUAUUGAAGGUUUAAAAAUUGCCGCAGAAUUGGCAUAUAGAUACGGAAAUUUUCAAAUUAUCCACGAUAUAAUUCCGUUACUGCUUCGUGCAUCCUUGUAUGAAGAUAUUAUUCCAUUAUUACUAAAAGUGUUUCAUCCUCCAAAUGAUAAUAUAUGCACUGCUUGGCGAGCAGUUUUGUUAACACCCUUUCAGCGCGCAGAUUAUCCUAUAACAGAACGACAAAGGAAAAAAUGUCUCAAUGUGUUAAAUUUGUUACCAAUAUGCCCACUAAUAAAAGAUGAAGACUUAAUAGAAAUAUGGAAAAAUUGUGUUCGAUGUAAAUGCCUUGGCCUUGGUUGCUUAGUUUUGCCAUACAUGACUUCACAGACUAGGCAAAAAUUAACCGAACUACAAAAAAUUGAUAGAAGGAACCUCGUCAUAAGUCUUAAAAAUUUACAAGCAGAAUCAUAUCUUGUUUCUGGUGCAAUGAUUGUUCUUGAAAAUAUGGGUUCAAAAGUUUAUAAAUAA
Molecule: messenger RNA, 5775 nt
Organism: Parnassius apollo (apollo)
Lineage: Eukaryota; Metazoa; Arthropoda; Insecta; Lepidoptera; Papilionidae
Source: the annotation of a GenBank genome assembly